CAGUAGGUCCGAGGCAGCCGCUCCGCUAGGGCCGGUCUGACCGGUUUGGGCCGUCCCGCCUGGCUCUUUGCUGGGAGGAGCCGCCGCCAGUCGGUCCCUCGGUCCCUCCCCUGGGGACGCCCGCGCGUCCGGACCGGAGGGCAGAGGGGGAGCGGCGGCGGGAGCAGGCAGGCGCCGUCGGGCCGGGCGCCUGCAGGGAUGGGGAAGGAGCAGCAGCUUUAUUACGGGAAGCACGGAACACCUCAGAAGUAUGACCCCGCCUUCAAAGGACCCAUUUACAACAGAGGCUGCACAGAUAUCAUUUGCUGUGUCUUCCUCUUCCUGGCUAUCGUGGGUUAUGUAGCUGUAGGCAUCAUAGCUUGGACCCAUGGAGACCCUCGAAAGGUGAUCUACCCCACUGACAGCCGAGGCCAAUUCUGCGGGCAGAAGGGCACGAAAAAUGAGAACAAACCCUUCCUGUUUUAUUUCAACAUCGUGAAGUGUGCUAGCCCCCUGGUCCUGCUGGAAUUCCAGUGUCCCACCCCCCAGAUUUGUGUGGAGAAAUGUCCCAGCCGUUACCUCACCUACCUGAAUGCUCAUGCAUCUGAGGACUUUGAGUACUACAAGCAGUACUGUUUACCUGGCUUCCAGAAAAACAAGGGUGUGGCUGAAGUCCUUCGAGAUGGAGACUGCCCCGCUGUCCUCAUUCCCAGCAAACCCUUUGCCCAGCGAUGUUUCCCGGCUGUCCAUGCCCACAAGGGGGUCCUCAUGGUGGGCAACGAGACGACCUACGAGGAUGGGCAUGGCUCUCGGAAAAACAUCACGGAGCUGGUGGAAGGCGCCAAGAAGGCCAGUGGAGUCCUGGAGGCCCGGCAGCUGGCCAUGAGGAUAUUUGAAGAUUACACAGUCUCCUGGUACUGGAUUAUCAUAGGCCUGAUUAUCGCCAUGGUGCUGAGCCUCCUGUUCAUCAUCCUGCUCCGAUUCUUGGCUGGCAUUAUGGUCUGGGUGAUGAUCGUCAUGGUGAUCCUGGUCCUAGGCUACGGAAUAUUGCAUUGCUACAUGGAAUAUGCUCGGCUGCGUGGUGAGGCCGGCUCUGACGUCUCCCUGGUGGACCUUGGCUUCCAGACAGACUUCCGUGUGUACCUGCACUUGCGGCAGACCUGGGUGGCCUUCAUGAUCAUUCUGAGCAUCAUUGAGGUUAUUAUCAUCUUGCUGCUCAUCUUUCUACGGAAGAGAAUUCUCAUUGCCAUCGCACUCAUCAAAGAAGCCAGCAGGGCUGUAGGAUACGUGAUGUGCUCCUUGCUGUACCCACUGGUCACCUUCUUCCUGCUGUGCCUUUGCAUCGCCUACUGGGCUAGCACCGCUAUCUUCCUGUCCACUUCCAAUGAAGCUGUCUAUAAGAUCUUCAAUGACACCAGCUGCCCAGUUGCUGGGAAAACCUGCAACCCCGAGACCUUCCCCUCCUCCAAUGAAUCCCGCCUGUGUCCUGGAGCCCACUGCCAGUUCGCCUUCUAUGGUGGUGAAUCGACCUACCACCGGGCCCUGUUGGGCCUGCAGAUCUUCAACGUCUUCAUGUUCUUCUGGCUGGCCAACUUCGUGCUGGCACUGGGCCAAGUCACACUAGCCGGGGCAUUUGCCUCCUACUACUGGGCCAUGAACAAGCCGGAUGAUUUGCCUGCCUUCCCGCUCUUCUCUGCCUUUGGCCGGGCGCUCAGGUAUCACACAGGCUCCCUGGCCUUUGGCUCCCUCCUUCUGGCCGUCGUGCAGGUCAUCCGAGUGAUGCUGGAGUACUUGGAUCAGCGCUUGAAAGCGGCAGAGAACAAGUUUGCAAAGUUCCUCAUGAGCUGUCUCAAAUGCUGCUUUUGGUGUCUAGAGAAAUUCAUCAAAUUCCUCAACAGAAAUGCCUACAUCAUGAUUGCCAUCUAUGGCACCAACUUCUGCACCUCAGCCAGAAACGCCUUCUUCCUGCUCAUGAGAAACAUCAUCAGGGUGGCUGUCCUGGAUAAAGUCACCGACUUCCUCUUCCUGUUGGGCAAACUUCUGAUAGUCGGUAGUGUGGGGAUCCUGGCUUUCUUCUUCUUCACUCACCGAAUCAGGAUCGUGCAGGACACAGCACCACCCCUCCAUUAUUACUGGGUCCCUAUAGUGACGGUGGUCAUCGGCUCCUACCUGAUCGCCCAUGGCUUCUUCAGUGUCUACGGCAUGUGUGUGGACACACUUUUCCUCUGUUUCUGUGAGGACCUGGAAAGAAAUGACGGCUCUCAGGAGCGACCCUACUUCAUGUCGCCCGAGCUGAGAGACAUCCUGUUGAAGGGGAGUGCGGAGGAGGGGAAGCGGGCGGAAGUCGAGGAGUAGAGAGGGAGGCUGGCUUGUAGAUCGGGGCGGGUGCAUGCGGGGCUUUCGGGCCUGGGAGCGGGGAUCAGCGUGUGUUUGUGUGUGUGUGUGCGCCCCCCCCGCCCCCCACCCCCGUUCCCACCUCGCUGCAGUCCCAGCGCCUCUUGCUUCUUAACCCUCUGAGGCUUCUCUGUGGCCCACCCCCCUCCCCAUCCACCCACCCAAUCUCCCGGUGCCCCCGCCCGUGGGCUCCCCUCAUGCCGCCUGCUCUGGGGCCUCUCUCCGCAGUGGAGGACUUGGAGAGGAACGAUGGGACGCCCGAGAGGCCUUACUUCAUGUCUCUCACCCUCAAGAAGAUCUUGAACAAGACCAACAAGAGGCAGGCGGAGGCCUAGAGGCCCCGCCCCCACCCUCCCUGGAACUUUCGUGAUGUGUGCUGGGCAGCUGGGUCAGAACCCUCAGCCCAUCGGGCUGACCUGAAGUCCUAUCACUGCCGCCCCCUUCCUGCCCCACCCAUCAUCCAGUUACCACCAGGGAACCUGCAGGAUUUGGGGCAUCACCUCCCUAUGCCAAGGGCCAGUCGUGAGUUUUCUGGGCACCUCCCCCCCUCACUACUUCACCCCCCACCAGCCAGGAUAAGAAUCCAGGUGGGGCUUCUUCUUAUCCAACAUGUGGGGCCUCUGUGGGCUGCCCUGUGGUUCCUGCCCCCUCUUACGACAGGACAGUAUUUGUGUCUGCAACAGCGGUGGCUGCAACAAGGCCACUGUAACCUGCGUCUGCUCUGGCCAGGAUGCCAGAACCCUUUCUCCAGGCUGAACAACUGGCUACUGGCCACUGCAGGCAUUUCUUUAUUUUUAAACCUGGACAUGCAUUAAAGGGUCUGUUAGCUUUUUCUGUCUUCACGGCUGAGAUGGGGCCGCUAAAGAAUGCUUAUGUCCCCUCCUUGGGUGUUGCUGUAUGUACCCAGGUAGGGGUGUCUCCUGGCCAGGGAGGCAGCAGCUGGGGUGUUGAUGGGGUGGAGAAGAGGGAGGUAGGUUGUGGGGGCAGGGAGGCUGGGGGUAGGCUGGUGGGGAGGAGGUUUGUAAUAGCGACAAAAAUGAAAACCGGCUGGCUGGCUGAGUCGGGCCGAAUUUCCCCUUUUCUCUGCCACUUAUUGACACACCUCUCUUUGUAAGAGACAUAAGAAACUGAAUCCACCCAAGGGACGAUUUCGAAGAAAGGGGGGAUGGGGGUAGAUGCCUUGGGCAAAUGGGCACCCCCCACCCCCAGUCUCCUCGAUUUGAGGAUCUUUUGCCAAAUGUGUUGAAUUCAGGGGAACUGGUGUGCCCGUUCUCCCUUCGCCAUAUCUCAAGGCCCCCCGAUAUGGGAUCUGGAGAAACCCCAACCUGGGGUUUCUGUCUCCUGUGCCUACCUGCCCCCCUCCCCCAUUCUGUCCACACACCCCUAUGUGUAACUGCAUUCCAACCACUAAUAAAGUGCCUAUUGUACAGUG
Capra hircus (goat) is the source of this 3805-nucleotide messenger RNA. RefSeq names its product solute carrier family 44 member 2 (gene SLC44A2). Gene Ontology annotation, molecular function: choline transmembrane transporter activity. Gene Ontology annotation, cellular component: membrane. Gene Ontology annotation, biological process: choline transport; transmembrane transport. The transcript is spliced from 22 exons. Lineage: Eukaryota; Metazoa; Chordata; Mammalia; Artiodactyla; Bovidae. The coding region runs from base 199 to 2334 and encodes 711 amino acids. The record is from RefSeq and is a predicted model, not a curated record.